Molecule: messenger RNA, 2554 nt
Organism: Salmo salar (Atlantic salmon)
Lineage: Eukaryota; Metazoa; Chordata; Actinopteri; Salmoniformes; Salmonidae
Biological process (GO): regulation of gene expression
Cellular component (GO): nucleus
Source: RefSeq, a predicted model, not a curated record
UAGACAUGGAGGAUGGGAAGCCUGAUCUGCUGUUAGUCAAAGAGGAGACAAUAGAAGACGGACCAGAGAUGGGGGAGCAAGGUGAUUGGAUGGAGGCUAAAAGAGGAGACUGGGUGGCCAUCUCUGAUUACCAGACCCAGACAGGUGCAGCCAAGGGCCCAGGGGACAUCAUCACAGAGCAGGCCAGGACCAGAGGCGAGGUCAGUGGAUGGGACAGCGUCCUCAACUCUGGGCUGGGGAACAACACUGUUAACCAGAAACAGACAGUCGAACACAAAACAACUGAAUUUAGUCUCCAUGCCAACAGACUGGCUGAGACCAGGGCGAGGUGUAGAUUUGGUCUGUGGGGACGGGGAGGUGUCCGUAUGUGGAGGGAGAGAACAGACACAGACUCGGCUAGUGAUGCUCCAUCCUGCUCCUAUAGUUGUGAUUCAGAGAGACUGAUGGGGCCUCAGGUUAACCCCCUAACAGGUGCUAGCUUCAGCCUGCCUUCUAUAGGAUCUAUCAACUGGAACAUGGACCCUGCGACAACACAGACACUCCCUGGCCUUCAUGCUCCUCACACUCUUCUUAUGUUAAACCAGACCUCAGACAAUGCCAGUGCCUCAACACUAAAUGGCUACACAAGCCCAUUGACCAAUGACAGUAGUAGAGAUGGAAUCAGUAAAGGUGGCAGUGCCAAGGAGAAGCGCUUCCCGUGUUCGUUCUGUGGGAAAGCCUUCAGUUUCCCCAAACACGUGGAGAUCCACCAGAGGAUACACACGGGGGAGAAACCGUUCGGCUGUAGCCAGUGUCACAUGCGCUUUGCCCAGGCUGGCCACCUGAAGAGGCACCAGAGAGUCCACACAGGGGAGAAACCCUACAGCUGCCCCCAGUGUGAGAAAAGGUUCUCCCACCAGCAUCAGCUGAAGCUGCACCAGAGGGUCCACACAGGGGAGAAACCCUACGGCUGCCACCAGUGUGAGAAAAGGUUUUCCCACCAGCACCAUCUGAAGAUGCACCUGAAGGUCCACACGGGAGAGAGGCCGUUCGCCUGUACCCACUGCGGGAAGAGGUUCUCAGAGAGGAGCUCUCUCAGGAUACACCAGCAGAAAAUGCACACAGCCCAUGUAUAGAGUAUAGUGAUAUGUAGUACUAAUUCGUUUGUUUGCAAUUAAUUAUGUUGGUUUUGGAUGUAUAGGGAACUGGAUGAGUUGAACUGAGGAAAUAAUGAGUAUGAUGAGGCAGAGUAGAUGAUAUGGUGAUGCUUGGUGUGAUGGUGUCUGUAAAAAUGCUUCACUGAUGAAGAGUGACAACUAUGUCCCUUUAGGUUGAUACUGGUGUUUUAUAAUAAGGAAAUGAUGGUGCCUUAAUUCAUGUUUACUUUAAAUAAAGUAGUGAAGAUGUGUAAGGUUUAACCUUUUCCAAAGUACUUUAAAAUGUAUUUUAUCAAAGCAAGGGUACUAGAUUUACAGAGAAGUUAUUCUGCAAUGAACAAAAAUAAACGCAUCAUGUAAGAAUUUCAAAAAUGUUACUGAGUUAGUUUAUAAAAGGGAAUCAGUUAAUAAAAAUGAAUUAAUUAGUCCCUAAUCUAUGGAUUUCACAUGACUUGGAAUCAGUGUUGUGUUCAAGACCACCUAAAGCGAGACCAAAUCAAGACCGGAAGGGGGGGCGAGACCAGAAAGAUUUGAGUCCAAUUCAAGACGAUUGGUAUUUGUCCAAUCACCACCAUUGUAAGAGUUAAACAUGUCCAGUAUUUCUUUAAGAAUGGUGAGGGAAAAAAUGCAUGCCAAGGGAAAAUAGAGCCACUCUACAAAUGAUUACUAACCCAAACAGUGGGGGACAAUGAGGGCCUUCUACAGCUUCAGAGAAGGGCUAAGGAUUUAUAAAAUAAUUAUGCUAUUUCCAUUACUAUUUUCAAUUAUGUUCUGAUUUAAUCUAUUGCAUUUUUGUUGGAAAGGGUUAACACUCAAGAGAAAAAAAGAUCCAAUCAGGAUUUCUCUUUGGUGGUCUCUGGGUAGAUAAAUCUAGCUUGCCAAGUAAGCCAUUGGCUAGGCCACCAGAAGUGAUCUGCCACUCAACUGUAUAAGGGCCAAAUUUUGGCAUGACAACCAAUCACAUUUUGACUUGUAAUGAAUGGGUUGAACCGUUUUUACAAAAAACAUAUGGAAACGUCUUCCUUCUCAAAGGCCAACAGGUCACUGCGCAAUAGCGAGCAGUAGUUAUCUCACGGCCUAGCUAGCCAUCUUUCAUUGUAGGCUAGUUUGCAGUGGCUGCAGCAGUUAUUGAAGAUGAUGAUGUUGCUAAUUUGUUAGCUUCUCCCUUUUCAAGAUUAACUUCAAACAAGAAGUUAAGUUUCAAAUGAUCAUCAUCUGGUGAGUUGAACUGUUUUAUUGGACCUCACUUGCUUUUCUUAGCCAUCUAUUUGAAAAUAACUUGUGUUGCAUUUAAACUUUAGGUUACCGGUUACUUUGUGCUGAAUGUUUUUUUUUUUUUUAAAUGAUGUGUUAUAUAUAUUUUUUACCCCCUUUUUUCUCCCCAAUUUCGUGGUAUCCAAUUGUUAGUAGUUACUGUC